AUGGAGGAUAGUGGUCUACCUCAACGUAUGUUCCAGUCAGGGAAUGAACCAACUGGUAGAAAGCGAGUGAAUAACUAUUUCAACUUAGAGUGGGUUGACCAUAUAAAAGCGUUGUUGGAAGAGGAUCAGCUUGAGCAGUUAGCGGCGUCUCAGUUUGGAAGGUUAAUGCAGAUGGGCAAUCACGUGUUCUCGGUGAUGUUUCUACACUACAUUCUGUCAAGACAGCUAUCAACGAAGAAGAAGUAUGAGUUGUGGUGGCUAUUUGCGGGUAAACCCAUCCGAUAUGGAAUAGAUGAUUUUGCCUUAGUGACCGGUUUGGAUUGCAGACCAGUUGAAUGUGGUGAACGGAAGGGUAAAAAGAAAAAAAAAUCUUCUGCCGUGCGAAGGAAGAAUGUUGAAGGCAGACCUGGUGGACCGAUGUGGUUUUCAUUGUUUGGCACUGCGGAUAAACCAACUCCUUCGUGGAUCUUCGAGAGGCUUACUAGUGGGCGAAAGUUCAAGGACCCACUUGCAAGGUUCCGGCUUGCACUAAUCCUUCCCGUAGAAGGAAUAUUGUGUCCUCAGAGUGGCUCAACUAAUAUACGGCCCAGUGUGGUCGAGAUGGUUGCUGAUAUAGACGCGUUUCUGAAAUACCCAUGGGGACGUGAAUCCUUUGAACUAACGGUAACGAUUGCAAAGGCGAGAAGUCCUCAACAACUCGUUCAACCUACUACUGCCAUACAGGGUUUCUCUCAUGCAAUGGUUCUCGUGACUGUCUGCUGCUGUCCGAGAAUCAUCUCUGGUGGAGCAUUAAUUGAUCAUUUGCUUAAAGAAGCCCAUCUUAUUGAAGACGUAAUUCAUACUGUGAUCAGUAACCUUGUUGGGGUUAAUAUUGUUAGAGCACGUACUGUGGAUUUGGAAGGGCAGGCAGUGGUUAGGUCGUUAUUGUGUGAGACCGUGGAUGUGGUUGGAGGGGAACUUCAUUUCCCGGAUGAAGCAGAAGAUGAUGCGGUAGCACACAUGAAGCAGUUGAUUGAAGAGGAUUAUCCAUUUGAGCAUAACACCUGGGCCGGCGGUGUGACUGCUUCAGAAGCCGCCAGAGCAGAAUCAGAUGGUAGUGAUGGAGAGGAGAGUGAUGCAGGGCAUCAACCGUCUGCUCCGGCUAGUGAAACUGGUGGUGGAAAUAACCGUCGAGGCGCUAUGGAGAACGACAACUUCUGGGAUAUGCCGAUGUUAAAACCCCCGCAGACAGUGGAAGUGGGCCAAGGUAGCAGUGGAACUGGCAGUUCUAUCACACAGUUGGCAGACGCAUUUGAAGAGCGUGCACGGAGGAUGUUUGUUGUGUACACCGAAAGUGUUAAAGGGUAUGAGGAGACAACAUUGGAGAAAAUGAAAACUCAAAUAGCUGAGUUGGGUCAAAACAUGUCACGCGACCCGAACACAUCGGCUGAGACAGAACACCCAUCCCCUCAUGGAGAAGUUGAAGGCACAGAGAAUUAUAAUCAGAAUAUUGCAGCUGCUGCUCCACCUACGGGGAAUGGGGUUUGUAAUGAAAAAAAGCAUGCCGAAAGUGUUCAUACUGAGGCGACUCUGUUUCAGGGAACUACAGGGGAAGAGCCUACGGAGUCCACUUUAGAGAUAGCAAACUCGCGAGCGGAGCGGACCCAAGUUGAGCAGUAUGAAGCGGUUAUACCGCCAAGGCGUGAGUCUGCAAGGGUUCGGAAUAUCAGAAAUGGUUCCGCAGCUGUUAUCGAGCGUGACACACAGAAGCCGCCUGCUAAACGGUCACUUGAGGUUACCACAGGACGACCGAAUGUUGGUAAUAUAAUGCCACCUAAACGUCCAAGAAGUAAGCGUACAAUGAGUGAGCCUGCUGCUAGCAACGUCAAAACACGUGGUACAUCAAAGGGUCGGAACUUCAGUAAAGAUUCCCAUGAUAAGGUUGCGGCGUUUGAAGUGUUCGUGAAUGCUAAUAUGAAGCUCAUACCCGCAACUGGUCUGCAUAUAGAAGGCAAAGCUUUACAACAAUUCUAUAAUGCCACUGCCGCGCCUGCGCCAGAGAUAAUUGAGGGUGUUGUACGAACCGUGCAACUAAGGCAUGACGCAUGUGGGGCUCGUACUUAUGAUUUCAUUCCACCGUCCUACAUAACAGCAAUAAAGGGAGACUAUGGUGGUUUCAUUUCAUGCGCGGAUAAGGAUUGCUUUGUGCUCUCCGAUUCAGUCAGACUCCCACUACCGACCCGCCCACAAAUUGAACCAGAUGUCACGCAUCUGUACUGUCCUUACAUGGUAGAUGGGACACAUUGGGUUGGAAUUGUUAUUGACAUACCAGCAAAGUCCAUUACAGUGCUUGACUAUAACACUGCAUGCGUCUCCGAUGCUGGAAUGGAGAAUUACCUACAACCGCUAGCUGCUAUGCUACCAUACGUUAUCCGGGACGCAUUUGGUGUAGAUGCAUCAACUUCAGCACAACGCACGCCGUUUCCUGUAAAGCGUCUUGACAUUGCCCUCCUUUGUCUCUCGGCCGUGGCUGCACUGGCGUUGAUUGAGCUGCACGCAACGAAGCAAAUACUUGCAUCCGGUGACAUAGAAGAUGACACAUUGCGUACUGCAAGUAGAAACUACGCGGUUUCCCUGUAUGAGUACCUUGUAUCAAUUACUGCUGCUUGA
This is a messenger RNA of Microthlaspi erraticum, 2649 nucleotides long. The record is from the annotation of a GenBank genome assembly. Lineage: Eukaryota; Viridiplantae; Streptophyta; Magnoliopsida; Brassicales; Brassicaceae.